This is a messenger RNA of Abrus precatorius (Indian licorice), 1563 nucleotides long. Its product is annotated as ribosomal protein L11 methyltransferase. Gene Ontology annotation, cellular component: mitochondrion. The record is from RefSeq and is a predicted model, not a curated record. The coding region runs from base 92 to 1285 and encodes 397 amino acids. Lineage: Eukaryota; Viridiplantae; Streptophyta; Magnoliopsida; Fabales; Fabaceae. Gene Ontology annotation, biological process: peptidyl-lysine trimethylation. The transcript has 7 exons. Gene Ontology annotation, molecular function: protein-lysine N-methyltransferase activity.
AUAUAACUAAAUGGUGAUAGGAUUUUGACGUUGGAGAUUUGAUGGGGUUUUGGACAAAGCGGAGGUGAAGUGAAAGAGGGAGGAGAAAGAAAUGGCGGCGUUGCAUUUCCUCAAACAGUUAACGUGCCUUGUUGGCGCUCAUUCCCCCACCCUCUCUCGCCGCCUCAUACACUACUCACCACUUCUUCCCUUUCUCUCCAACCAUCACAAAAUCGUUAGGUACCAUUACCAAUGGCUUCACCAUUUGCAUCCCAAUGUUGAUGUUGCUGCAUCUCCAAAUGCAAACUUUUCUACAGCUUUUUCUUCCCCCGCUCUAUCAGACAACUCUCUUAAUCUACCUCAACCAUAUAGUUCCGUUCUGAUUUACUGUCCUAAAGACACUGCAGAUGUGCUUGCAGAAGCUCUUUUAUGCUUUGGUGCAAGUUCUGUAAGCAUGGAUCAAGAAGAUAUCUGUCAAAGUAUUGAUGAAAUUUGCAUUAGUUCAAUCUUUCCUGAAGGUGAAGAUAUAAAUGCAAGCAUUUCACAUGCAGCUGAUUCUAUUGGUUUAAGGGAGAUACCAAGAUAUGAAGUUAAAAUUAAUGAGGAGGAGGACUGGAUAAAGAGAGCUCAUGAAUUAUUUCAACCAGUUCAAGUUACUGAAGGCCUAUGGGUGGUGCCCAAGUGGUGCACUCCACCAGCUGUUCAAGCAACAAAUAUAAUUCUCAAUCCUGGAGUAGCCUUUGGAACAGGGGAACACGCCAGCACCAAACUUUGUCUAUUACUCUUACAUGAUUGUAUAAAAGGAGGAGAACAUGUUCUGGACUAUGGCACAGGAACCGGAAUUCUUGCAAUUGCAGCUCUAAAGGUUGGAGCUGCCUUUGCUGUUGGAGUUGAUGUAGAUGCACAAGCAAUUGCAUCAGCAUCUCAAAAUGCUUCCCUGAACAACAUUGGACCAGACAAAAUGCAACUGCUCCUGAUUGCUAGCAAAACCUCCUCAUCCUCCAAGGAUGACUGGACAUUUGGAGUUAUGGGAGGAGAAAACACUUGUGAGAUGCAAAGAGUUACUGAAAGGGAUAAGUUUGAUGUUGUCAUUGCAAAUAUACUAUUAAAUCCUUUAUUGAACCUUGCUGAUGAAAUUAUCUCUUGGGUAAAGCCUGGAGCAGUUAUUGGUCUCUCUGGUAUCUUAUCUGAGCAGGUACAGUGCAUCAUACAAAGAUAUUCACCAUUCUUAGAAGGCAUAGAAGUGUCCAGAAUGGAUGACUGGGCUUGUGUGAGUGGCAGAAAAAGAAAUUUGGAUGUUUGUUAACUCAUUUAUGUAAGUGAUCAAUUUGGAGGUUUGGUAGAUCCCAACCAUUCCCUAACUGUGUAGCUUGAUGCCUCCCGGCAUAUUUUGUGUGGGGAUAGCUUCUAACCUACCCAGUUGCAACUGACAUGCACUUUGGAAAUGAUCAAUGCCAUCUUUGGUUGUUGUAGUAUUCUUUGCUGAUUUUUUUUUUUUAUAAGAAACAACUAUUAAUAUUUUCCGUAUUUUAAUUAUAAGAUAUAAAGAACUAUUUUUAUAUACAAUAAAUGCUAAAUUUUGUU